Musa acuminata AAA Group (dessert banana) is the source of this 1139-nucleotide messenger RNA. RefSeq names its product fatty acid elongase 3-like. Bases 67 to 939 code for a protein of 290 amino acids. The record is from RefSeq and is a predicted model, not a curated record. Lineage: Eukaryota; Viridiplantae; Streptophyta; Magnoliopsida; Zingiberales; Musaceae. Gene Ontology annotation, molecular function: fatty acid elongase activity. Gene Ontology annotation, cellular component: endoplasmic reticulum membrane. Gene Ontology annotation, biological process: fatty acid elongation, saturated fatty acid; sphingolipid biosynthetic process; fatty acid elongation, monounsaturated fatty acid. The transcript has a single exon.
AGUUCGAACAUCCAAAUCCCUCUCCACCAAUAAACCAGGAGGCGGAGCAGCAGAGAAGAGGAGACCAUGGAAGUGGGGAGAAUGGCGACUUGGGUGGAGGGGCAACUGCGCCGGCUGCUGGUGGAGCACCCGGUCAUCGAAUCCUUCGAGUGGAGGCCAAACGAGACGUUUGGCGCCUCCGUCCCCUUCGUCGCCACCGCCGUCGCCACCUACGUCACCCUCGUUUUCCUCUUCGGCCGCAGCAUAAUCCCUCUCCCCCACCCCUCACCAGCCCUCCUACGCCUCCUCUCCUCCGCCCAUAACCUCCUCCUUCUCAUCCUCUCCGCCGCCAUGGCCGCCGGCUGCGCCCUCUCGGCCACCGCCCGCCUCCCCUCCCCCCGCUGGCUCUUCUGCUUCCCCCCCUCCGCCAUCCCCCGGGCCGGCCCCCUCUUCUUCUGGGCCCACGUCUUCUACCUCUCCAAGCUCUACGAGCUCGGCGACACCCUCCUCAUCCUCCUCGCCGUCCCCCGUCGCCGCCUAACCUUCCUCCACGUAUACCACCACGCCGUCGUCGUCGUCAUGUGCUACGUCUGGCUCGCCACCGCGCAGUCCCUCAUGCCGAUCGCCCUCGUCACGAACGCCGCCGUCCACGUCGUCAUGUACGCCUACUACUUCUCCAGUAGCGCCGGCCGGCGGUGGCCCCCGCGCUGGAAGAGGGCCGUCACGGAUCUCCAGAUCGCCCAGUUCGUCUUCAGUUUCCUCGUCUCCGGGAUCUUCCUCUGGUACCACUUCACAGGCGGCGGGUGCGAAGGGAUGCGCGGCUGGCUCUUCAACGCUGUCUUCAACGCGUCGCUCCUCGCCCUCUUCAUCGACUUCCACCUCAAGGCGUAUAAGGAGGCCAAGAAGAAACCCAAGACGAAGGCCGCCGCCGCCGCCUCGCCGAAGGCGGCGGAGUCAUGACGCUCCCCCGCAGCGGUGAUGGUUGGAUUCCUCAGCCAUUCUCGACCGGGCGGUGACGGGACCCGAGGAAGGGGCGUGGAACUUUGUAAGCCGUAUUUAUUCUUCUCUCCUUAUUUUUAAGCUUAUCUUUGAAACUUGGAAAUGAGCAACACGAGUUGGGAUCCGAUUCAAUUCAGAAGAUUGAAGAACCUUGAAACCCU